AAUGUAGUUUCAUUUUAUUUUUUUGUUUACAACGUAUCAAAAAAACAUGAGCGCGGAAGUCCAACCUUCCAUGGACUAUAACUUAGACGCUGAUUCAGAAUUACGGUUUGAAGUAGAGGAUAAAAAUGCGAAGGUUUACGUUACGUUAAUUUCAGGUUUUGCUGAAAUGUUUGGCACUGAGCUGAUAAAAAAAAAGAAAUACGAAUUUGUGAUGGGCGCUAAGGUGGCAAUCUUUACAUAUCACGGUUGUGUUUUACAUUUAGCUGGAAAAACUGAAGUCAGUUAUAUAUCCAAAGAAACUCCCAUGAUACAGUAUCUUAACUGCCACGCUGCUUUGGAACAAAUGCGCGUGGUUGCUGAGGAGAAAGAUGAGCGAGGGCCAGUCGUAAUGGUAGCUGGACCUAUGGAUGUUGGUAAGAGUACAUUAUGUCGCAUACUUUUAAAUUAUGCGGUGCGCCUGGGGAGAAGGCCUUUGUAUGCUGAUACCGAUGUAGGACAAGGUUCAUUAUCCAUACCAGGCACCAUCGGCACAAUAUUGGUUGAACGACCGGCUAGUAUAGAAGAAGGUGUUUCACAAACCGCUCCUUUAAUUUAUCAUUUCGGACACAAAACCCCAAGUGGCAAUAGUGUUUUAUACAAAGCUGUAAUCAGCAAAAUGGCUGAGGUUAUUUUAGAAUCUAUGAAUGACAAUAAGAGAACAAAACAUUCAGGUAUCAUCAUAAAUACCUGUGGGUGGGUAAAAGCGGGCGGCUACGAUAAUUUGGUCCAUACAGCACAAGCUUUCGAAGUGGAUGCAAUUUUUGUGUUGGAUCAGGAGCGUUUGUACAAUGAAUUAUUAAGAGAUAUGCCUUCAUGCGUGAAAAUCGUCCUUUUGCCUAAAAGUGGGGGCGUUGUGGAACGUAGCAAAGAUUUAAGAGCCGAAUAUAGAGACUUACGGAUAAAAGAGUACUUUUACGGUCAUAACACGCCACUGUACCCUUUUUCAUUUGAAGUCAAAUUUGUGGAUUUAAAACUUUAUAAGAUUGGAGCACCGCCACUGCCCGACUCAUGUAUGCCAUUAGGAAUGAAGGCUGAAGACAACAAAACUAAAUUGGUGGCAGUCACACCAAAUCUUGGUCUCACCCAUCAUAUACUAGCUGUAAGCUUCGCUGAAUUUACGGAAGAAGACGUCAUAGGAACAAACGUGCUUGGUUUUGUGUGCGUUACUCAUGUGGACAUGGAGCGGCAGUCUGUCAUGAUUUUAUCGCCUCAACCUCGCCCCCUGCCGAAUACGUUGUUGUUGUAUUCAGAGCUACAGUUUAUGGAUAGUCAUGCUUGACUUAAAAAAAAGUUAUUUGCGGGCAAACAACUGUGCACGAUGAAAUUUAGAAAAUAAAAGACAUAGUUUGUUAACACAUAUAAAGUCGUAUUAAAAUCAGUAUCAACUACCUCGAUGGAAAAAGCCGGAAAGCAAAACCUUUCUUUGAUGUCUUUGCGAUUCUUUUUUUUUUUUUAUUAUUUAACAUGUCAUU
Molecule: messenger RNA, 1511 nt
Organism: Glossina fuscipes
Lineage: Eukaryota; Metazoa; Arthropoda; Insecta; Diptera; Glossinidae
Product: protein CLP1 homolog
Exons: 5
Coding region: 47-1318 (423 amino acids)
Biological process (GO): tRNA splicing, via endonucleolytic cleavage and ligation
Cellular component (GO): nucleus; mRNA cleavage factor complex
Molecular function (GO): polynucleotide 5'-hydroxyl-kinase activity
Source: RefSeq, a predicted model, not a curated record